Messenger RNA from Thermothielavioides terrestris NRRL 8126, 1289 nucleotides. RefSeq lists its product as uncharacterized. The transcript has a single exon. The coding region runs from base 147 to 1160 and encodes 337 amino acids. The record is from RefSeq and is a predicted model, not a curated record. Lineage: Eukaryota; Fungi; Ascomycota; Sordariomycetes; Sordariales; Chaetomiaceae.
CGAUUAGUCACUUAUCAGUUCCUGGCAAGAGCUCGUGUGUUUCACAACGCAUCCGGGACAUUGAGUCUCUGUUGUUGUAGACUCAAAACUUAACCGCAGAGCCUAACCGUUCUUAAGUACUGAGAUAUCUGUACACUCCCUCCUCCAUGGACACCCUAACUCACACGCCGCCGCUCUUUCUUUCGCCUGCGCUGCCGUCUGAGCUCCUGCAGUUCGUCAUCGACCGGUGCACCUACCCAACCACGCUCAUCAUCUGCGGCGACCGCGCCGAGUUUCUGUCCACCCUCACACAGGAUCUCAGAGAGCAGCAGCAGACGCCACCCCGCCCCGCAGACGCGGAACCUGACGCCACCCCGCAGCAAGCCACUGUAGAUCCGUCGCACCCAUCUAAUCCCCAUCCGGAUCCCGGUCUGGAUUCCGGUCUCAGACACGCCACCCAACCAGCAACGCCGCCUCACCCCAACCGCGCCGAGCAGACCUCCCCUCCGUCCCGGGAAAUCCGCCACGGUGGUAAACCGCACCCGCUGCUCACCGCCCCGCUCGCCCAGCUCGCCGUGACACGGCACAUCCGCACCGUCUUCAUACCCACCGUCACCCACCUGCGCGCGUUUCUGUCCGUCUUUUCCGUGCCCGUGGAGGGGCCGCCGCUACCGGGUCGAGCUAGGAUUCCACCGGCACCGGUGAGGAGUGGCCGUGGGGACGGUGACCGCGGCCGUUCCAGAAAGGGGGGGCGAGAAAUAGAUAGCAGCAGCAGCAGCAGCAGCAGCAGCAAAACCGGCCCCCCGCUCCUGGUGGUGUACGGCUUCCUCGCGCUGCACCGCGGCACGAGCGAGUGGAGCGUGCAGGGGCUGGGUGCGAGCGCGGCGGCGCUGGUCGAGGCGGGGCGCCGGGCCAGGUUGGGAGUUGUCGUUGUCGAGCAGCAGCAGCAGCGGCAGCAACAACGACCACCCGUGGGGCUGGAGCAAGGAGGGGCCUUGUUGACGAAGGAGGCGCUGCUGGAGGAGAGGGUCCCGGUAUUGAGCGGGAGCGCGAGGAGGGCUGGCGGCGGCUUGCAGGGGACUGGCUGGGCGGGGAAGACGGUAGAUGUGGGACGCGUCCUAGGGCGCUGGUUUCGGUUCCGCGAGCGGCAGUGGUGUCAAGCUGGAACAACGGAGGGUUGAGCAGCGAGGAAAGCCGUGAGUGGUCGGGGAUAGGGGAAUGUGCUCGACUCGCCCAGGGUGGAUGUAUCAAUGCUGUUCCUCGUGAUGUCUGUGUGAGUACGCCCUAUACAGCCUAUGCGAACAAAUUUC